GUUACUGUAUGUUUCUGAAUGAGCAGGCAACAGAGCAGAGAGAUUUUAAAAAUACUUAGGUUGAGUCACUUGAUGUAUUUUUAGAUUAAAUGUGCAGAUUUUAAAGCAACAGAAAACUUGGAGCUAAAAUAAAAGGGAAGAGGAACAUACCUGGGAAAAUUCCUUGAUUGAACUACUUCUCAAUUUACCCGACGCGUGAGCAGCAUCCUUGACAAAGACUUGAUGGCUGACAUCAGAAUGGCUGUGGUCCUGCGGCUGAUGGGUUUCUCUCUGCUCGUGCAUGGAUGUCUGGGCAGUGUUGAGCACGUAAACGGAGGCUGCAUGAAAUUGACCCGAAGUGGAGAGAAAGUUUGCUGUGAAGCCUGUUUUCCAGGACACCGCCUGGUCGAACCCUGCGGUCUGAAGGCAAAAGAUCUUUGCACCCCUUGCGAGUCCGGCACAUUUACAGUGAACCCUAGAGUAUACAGUUGCAACCCGUGUACACAAUGUUUGGGGGCUCAGGUCUACAAGAAGCAGUGCACACCCACAAGUGACGCACAGUGCGGCUGUAUACCAGGACUUCUCUGUGGGGACAGCAGCUGUUCCUUCUGUAUCAAGGAGUGUGUCAGAGGUGAAGAACCCACAAAUGAUCGUUACUGCAGACCCUGUCCACCUGGAACCUUCAACGACCAGGGUCAUCAGAAGUGUAAACCCUGGAAAACGUGCACAGCUCCAUAUCAAUACAUUGAGGCCAAUGGAACUAUGUUUUCUGACAUCAAGUGUGUCAAGGUGUCAGUGGAAUUAUUACAAAAGCCCACCAAACCAGAUACCACAGAGCCGACAUGGCCGCUGGUCUUAACCGUGGUGAUCAUUUUAGCUCUAAUGAGCAUCGUCAUCAUGAUCAUCGUCAUCACUGUGACCUUGAAACGCGUCCCGAGAGAAAGAAGAAAGAAGACACAAGACAUAGUCACUACGACAUCGAUAAAUAUAGACUUACCUAUGCCAUUAAGAGCAAUGGAGUGCAGUUUUCAUGAGGCCGAGCAGGAGCAAGGCAGCAGCAGCUCGGGGUCGCUGGACAGCAAGGACUCCUCAGAGCAGCUCAUCGCAUGAAAAGAAGGGACCAGGCAAGAAAGACGCACUGAAAUACCUUAUAGAAUAAGAUGUGAUGCUUCUCUGUGAUACUGAUGUUUUUAGAGGUUGUCAUUUGACACAGCCAACAGGUGAAUACCCGGCUAUCUUUAAAAAAAAACUUCUUAUUCAUUUACCUAAGCAAAGAUCAAGUUUGAACAGUUGCUCAAUAAUCAAACCAGGAUACAAUUUUUGACAGGAAAUGUGUGCAUGGGAAGAAGGGGAAUUCUGAGGGACAAAACAAGUCUACUCAACAUGUGUUUUCCCCUUGUCAGUCAAGCUAUAAAUUUUAUGGGUUCCUGAAAUAGUCACAGUCAUCUAAAUGUUUAAAUUUAGACAACAGAUAAAGGUAAAACUACACAACUUGUUAUUACUUUGAUAUUUAAGUGAGCACAGUGUGAACGUACAGUGCAGGUGGGUGUUCUGAUGCUGAGCCCACACAUUACUUCCAAAACAGAUGUGUUGUUUUACUUUGUGCUAAACCUACAAUUACCUCCUGUUUACUGCUGAAUUUGUAAGUUAAUAUGUCUGUUACUUUGCAGCAGCAGCAGGACAGUGCUGUUGAUGAUGAAUUCAUGUGAUGAGAAAUGAUUUAUCAAGAGUCAGUUUGUUACCUCUGGUCUGUUUUUGUUUAUUUUCUAAAACUGAUGGGGACUUUACUUUGUGAUUAACUGUAAAAUGAUAAGAAUGGUGCUCAGCAGAAAGCAUUUCUCCGCCAAGGGCCCAAUGGUCCCUGUGUGAAAUUUGUAUUUGUAUGUAGAUCUACAACAAACUUCAAUUUUUAAAAUCAAGAUCCAUCAAUUAUUCUCUGAGAAAUCCACAAAAAUGUUGAAAAACGCCAACUCGCAAUGUUGAAGAAAGUGAAAAAGUAUUCCUGCACCUUCUUUCCCGACCCAUAAUGCACCCUUCUACCAAGUUCCAUGUAAAUCAGUUUUGUGCAUUCCCUAUGUGGAGGAAAUAACCAUCAUAUUGAAGGAACUACAUGGAGUUUCGUCCUGUCACAGAAAGUCCAGUGAAGGGAGUUUCUGUUUUGGGAGGUUUUGUGAAUAAGUAACACAUUCAAUUAAAGCAGAUGGGAAUCUACAGUGUGGGACAUUCAUAUAAACACAGCCCUAAUCCAUGUCGUUCUGCUCAUUGCUUUUGUUUAACUUAUAUCACAGUGGCCAAAGAGAUAAAGAGAAGUGGAUUUUUUUUUUUUUAUCUUUUCAAGGCCGUAGCAGAGUUAUCUUAACUGGAAAAGUUGUGAAUCAUUCUGUGGGCUUGUGAUGAAAAUAUAAACACAUAAGCAGAAUGAGUCACAGCUGGAACAAAGUAAGAUGUGAAAGACCUCAAAGUUCACAGGUGAACAUCCACAGACUCAAAGAGCAAAAGAACUGACACACUUUAUUUCACCUGUUACCUGAAAUUAAUGUUAUGAAUUUAUCUUUCUGCUUCAUCAUAUUUUUGUUUAAAUGACUUAUUUUUCUAUAAUAUGCAUUUUCAUAAUUAUCUAUAAACACUGGAUUAUACUGUGCUGCAUUAUAUGUUUAUGACAUUGUACUUUGUAACAGUGAAUAAAAAAAUAUUUUUUAACUUGUUGCACUUAUACAGAACAGUUUCAUUCAUAGUGGUCCACUGAAGCAGUGGUUUGUAAAGAAUUAAAAAAACAAAAAAACAACUGGUGUUCUAAAUGUGGGAAUAAAUGAACAUCAUACAAACAAUCUACAGAGCUGUUAGGUGUGUACAAAAUGUAAUCCUUGUUUCCUGAAGGUCUGGACUGAUAAAAAGCAAUAUCCAAACCAUGCUUUGGAUAUUGUACCAAAUAAUCAAAGCCUAAAGUACCACAUGCAAGUUUUUGGGAGUUUUCAAAUGCAUCUCUACCUCAGUGGAUGGAGCUGGCUCAGGCGUCAUCAUGUGACCUGGUUGAAGUGUAAAAAUUCAGUCACACGUUGACAAGUGGAUGUAUAUCUGAAGAGACCAGGGUCACAAGGAUGGUCUCUAUUGAAAGUCAGAUUAACUCUGAUAACCUUUGAACUUAGAUUGCUUUGCUAAAUACAUAUUGAACCCAAAGAUCGAACAUCGUCCUCACAAGUUGGAUAUGUUUACAUUGGGAUAUUACAAUGCACCAUAACAUAAAAUGAUGACAGUUGUAAUAUGUGUUGCCCGUUUAAAUAAUUAUAGUUCAUUUGAUUGUCUGAG
Molecule: messenger RNA, 3285 nt
Organism: Paralichthys olivaceus (Japanese flounder)
Lineage: Eukaryota; Metazoa; Chordata; Actinopteri; Pleuronectiformes; Paralichthyidae
Gene: tnfrsf9a
Product: tumor necrosis factor receptor superfamily, member 9a
Biological process (GO): regulation of cell population proliferation
Molecular function (GO): protein binding; signaling receptor activity
Source: RefSeq, a predicted model, not a curated record